Messenger RNA from Perca fluviatilis (European perch), 1992 nucleotides. RefSeq names its product prostaglandin D2 receptor 2. NCBI's taxonomy places the organism in Eukaryota, Metazoa, Chordata, Actinopteri, Perciformes, Percidae. The record is from RefSeq and is a predicted model, not a curated record. Gene Ontology annotation, cellular component: plasma membrane. Gene Ontology annotation, molecular function: G protein-coupled receptor activity; complement receptor activity. The coding region runs from base 104 to 1552 and encodes 482 amino acids. The transcript is spliced from 2 exons. Gene Ontology annotation, biological process: positive regulation of cytosolic calcium ion concentration; phospholipase C-activating G protein-coupled receptor signaling pathway; complement receptor mediated signaling pathway.
CAGAACUGGAGGGAUGAGUGUCAGUGACAGUAAGACAAAGAGGAACAGGAAUUUGUAGUGAAAGAUUUAGACUAACGUACGUUGCAGACCUACUUUUUUUCCCAUGCUGCCCUACUACUCCCACAGUAGAGCACUGAUGUCAAACAUGUCAAAUGCCUCGGGGGAACAGCUGAUCUGCCCCCUGCUUCAGCUGAUGACGACGCACAGCCCCAACAACAACACCCAGGCCAAUAUGGUGGUGGUUUGCAUCCAUGGUCUGGUCUCCUGCCUGGGGAUUUUUGAGAACGCACUCAUCCUCUGGGUGGUGGGCUUCCGCCUGCGGCGCCGCACGGUCACCUCGGUCUGGGUGCUCAACCUGGCAGCGUCCGACUUUCUGGCAACUCUGACCCUGCCCCUCUUCACCUUCUACCUUUACUCGUCACAUAGCUGGGAGCUCGGCAGCGUACUUUGCAAAACCCAGGCUUCCAUCUUCUUCUUGAACAUGUUUGUGUCGGCCUUCUUGCUGGCAGCCAUUUCAGUGGACCGCUGCCUUCUGGCGGCCAAGCCAGUGUGGAGCCAGAAUCAUCGCUCAGUGGUGGGAGCGUGGAAGGUGUGUGCGUUGGGCUGGAUGUGGGCAGCAAUUAAUACAUUACCUUACUUACUGUUCCGCUCUGUGACUGAGAAACAGGAUGGCAGGAAACUGUGCUAUCAUAAUUUUGCCUUGUAUUCAUCCUCCCAAGACACUCUGGGGACAGAUUGCAAAGUGAGGCAGGCAGCGACGGCCAUCUCCAAGUUGCUGCUGGCAUUCCUGUUCCCCCUGGUGGUGAUAGCAGGGAGCUACAUCCAAAUUGUCCUCAGCCUGAGGUACAGGAGCCGGAAGAGGAAGCAAAGUGCCGGCAGGCACAAUGAUGCUCUGAUUGUGUCAAACAAAGAUGGGGCAUUAGGAACUACAAGUACCCCUACAACCACGAAAACCACUAAUAUCUUUCUCAAGCCUCCGACCACCGGUCCAUCUUUAUCCCUCACACCUACUACCUUGUCCCCCUCUACCCCUAAUCCGACCAGUCAGCUGUCCCAGAGCUUCACCAAGAUGGUGACGUUUGUGAUCGCAGCAUUUGUACUGUGCUGGGCUCCCUAUCACAUCGUCUGCGUGAUAGAAGUGACAGCCGAGUACUGGAACAAGAAUCUCCACCUGGUGGAGGUAGGGCUGCCCCUGGCCACAACCUUAGCCUUCUUGAAUGCCGUGUUGAACCCCAUUCUGUAUGCCUUCAGUUGCCCGAAAUUCAGCGUGAGAAUACGACAGAGUCUGGGAGCAGUGUUUGACGGUCUGGUAGAGGAAGGAGGAGGGCUGCUGUUGGUGCCAGGGAAAAGUUUAAGAGAUCACAUUCGGCGGAAGAGCAGUCGAGAUGUGAGCCUUGCAACCCCAGGGUCCCGAAAGGGUUCGCAGUCACCCUGUCAAUCACCUGACAUCCAGCACCUCUUCCCAGUGCCUUCGCCCUCUGAAGGUCUCAAAAGCAACACUCACAUGGAGCAUACCAGACAAGAAUCAAAAGAUGAGGAGGAACAAAGCUGAGACGCUGUAGUUUUGGCUUUAUGUGUGGUUUAGUGUAAUGAUUUCAGAUAUGUCUUAAUGUACAUGUUGGCCUUAUUCAGUGGACACCCUCUGACCCUCUGGCCACCACAAAUUAAUGUGGAAACGGAAUAAGUAUUACAGUUGGAUACAGUAUUUUAAGCCAUGCUAGCAGCUGGUUUAAGGGACAGCAAUGUCGAUCUGUCGCUUUAUUCAUCCACUACGUUGUUCCCGACUGAAAAUUGGAAAUUUUAUACAGACAUAUAUGGUCCACCGAGGGAAAAUGUUACGGACUUUGGUGAUCCCCUGACUUUCCCUUUAACCAUGAGGUUGACAUUUUUGGUUUUUAUUGAAAUACCUAAAAACUAUUGGCUGGAUUGCCAUCACAUUUGGUACAGACAUUUAUGUUCCCCAGAGGAUGAAUUGUAAUCACUUUGGUGAUC